UCUUGAUAUCGCUAAAGUGGGUACUUUAUGAUCGGUGACGAAAAUGGGGCCUUGGAUUGUAAAACCCCAAAGCCAUUCAACUGCAGGAAAAUUAUCAAUGGCCUUUAAUGUGUCGAAAUGCAGGCGAAGGCGUGCAGUAAAUUAAACAAGUAAUAAACUAAGCGUUGAUAGAACGACAGUCAAUAAAUACAGAGACCCCGACCCAGACAUUCUGGCCAAUGUUGGGGGCUAAGACUGAAAUCGUGCAAUUGAAGACCCGGAAAAUUGGGGGCUCGAAAGCAAUUAAGGGAACUGCAGUAUGCCAAAGGGGGACGAAGGCAACAUAAUCGCCAAAACGUGCGGCAAUUACACGGUAGCUGGAGGAAUUGAAUGCCAAACAUCUGCUGCUCCUCCCGUCUCCGUAUAAUUUGCACUCGGCCCAAGCAAAUUCAAUUAACAAACGAUGCGGACACGUGCCGCAACCAAGUCGAUGACGCAAUGUCGAUGCCACAAUCGCUGACUAUAAAAACACCAGCUAAAACAACAACAAGCCCAGUACUUCACGUGAAGAGACCACUCAGACCUGAACUUGGACUAACUCAUUACGAGGAACAUCAGAUAUAUAUAUAUUACAUUGAUAGGAUGACGCAAUACCAGGCUAUAAGUACUUUCUUCCUGCUACUUCUAUCAUCCACACUAGUUAAAUCAAGUGAGCCUUGGCUGUAUAGUUUUGAGCACCCCAAAGAGGAGUCUCCGGACGAUGAUGAUGCAAUAAUGGAGAGACGUUGGCAGCUUGGCUACGAGAACUUUCGACUUCGCUGCGAAAAAUUCGAGACGGAAGGUAAUCAAACCGCUGCCGUAAGAACUCGAAUAGCUGGCGGAGAAUUGGCCACGCGCGGCAUGUUUCCCUAUCAAGUGGGUCUGGUGAUUCAGCUGAGUGGCGCAGAUCUGGUCAAAUGCGGUGGUUCCCUUAUCACUCUUCAGUUUAUUUUGACUGCAGCCCAUUGUUUGACCGACGCCAUAGCUGCAAAGAUUUACACGGGCGCCACCGUAUUUGCCGAUGUAGAAGACUCCGUGGAGGAGUUACAAGUCACGCAUAGAGAUUUUAUAAUUUAUCCUGAUUACUUGGGCUUUGGGGGAUAUAGUGACUUGGCUUUAAUACGACUGCCAAGAAAAGUCAGAACUUCAGAACAAGUGCAGCCCAUUGAGUUGGCUGGGGAGUUCAUGCAUCAGAACUUUCUGGUAGGCAAAGUGGUGACCCUAUCUGGCUGGGGUUAUCUAGGAGAUUCAACCGACAAACGGACGCGACUUCUACAGUACUUGGAUGCGGAGGUGAUCGAUCAGGAACGCUGCAUCUGCUAUUUCCUGCCAGGAUUGGUUAGCCACCGACGUCACCUGUGCACCGAUGGAAGCAAUGGACGUGGUGCCUGCAAUGGCGACUCCGGUGGCCCCGUGGUGUACCACUGGAGCAAUGUCAGCUACCUUAUUGGGGUCACCUCGUUCGGCAGUGCCGAAGGAUGCGAGGUAGGAGGGCCCACUGUCUACACCAGGAUAACCGCAUAUUUGCCAUGGAUCCGACAGCAAACGGCAAUGACCAACUAAAUGCAAUUAACGCCAAAUUGCAGCCCAUUAAUUGCUAAACAAUAUAGUCGGUCCAGACAAUAAAACCAAUUUGAGCAAUGAAACCGAAACAGGUUCUUCUGUCGAGAAGGGAAGGUGCAAAUGGUCCAUUUUAUGGGUGGAUGUUUUCCCUUGAAUGGAAAUUGUUGCCGAUAAAUAACAAUAAACAUUUCGGCAUUACAGCAGCAGACCAAGUCAAUUUGGGGAGCUCAAUAAGGGCACAAAAGAAAAAUAAGA
Molecule: messenger RNA, 1836 nt
Organism: Drosophila sechellia
Lineage: Eukaryota; Metazoa; Arthropoda; Insecta; Diptera; Drosophilidae
Product: brachyurin
Exons: 2
Coding region: 370-1581 (403 amino acids)
Biological process (GO): proteolysis
Molecular function (GO): serine-type endopeptidase activity
Source: RefSeq, a predicted model, not a curated record